Salarias fasciatus (jewelled blenny) is the source of this 4103-nucleotide messenger RNA. RefSeq names its product NPC1-like 1 (gene npc1l1). Gene Ontology annotation, molecular function: cholesterol binding; lipid carrier activity. Bases 63 to 4103 code for a protein of 1346 amino acids. The transcript is spliced from 21 exons. NCBI's taxonomy places the organism in Eukaryota, Metazoa, Chordata, Actinopteri, Blenniiformes, Blenniidae. The record is from RefSeq and is a predicted model, not a curated record. Gene Ontology annotation, cellular component: plasma membrane. Gene Ontology annotation, biological process: intestinal cholesterol absorption; cholesterol homeostasis; sterol transport.
GAUCAUUAUACACUCCAGUUUACUUUAUGUGAGGAUUUUGACUCUUGUGUUACUCAGGAAUCAUGAUCCGUGUUUCAGCUCUCUUCAUUUUUCUGGCUUGUACGGUGCUGUCUGAAGCGCAACAUGAGGCGGGCUACUGUUCCUUCUAUGAGGAGUGUGGCCGUAACCCUUUGAUAAAUGGAUCCCUCAUUACUCCUAUUGUCCCAUGCUAUGAUCACAGCAGGGCCCGACGUCUCACAGGAAACCACUACAAGAGGCUCAAAGAGGUGUGCCCGAUGCUGGACCGUGGAGAGAACAACACAUACGCCUGCUGUUCAGUCCAACAGCUGCAGUCUCUGGAAACCAGCUUAACCCUGUCCAAGGCCGUGCUGGUCCGCUGCCCCUCAUGCUCGGAGAACUUUGCCCACUUGCACUGCAUCAACACCUGCAGCCCUGACCAGAGCCAGGUAGUCAACGUCACCAAGGUGAUGAACGUCACCUACUUGGGGAGGACCAGGGAGGCUGUGGUGGGUUAUCAGUCAUACCUCACCGCCAGCUUUGGAGAAGGAGCCUUCAACUCUUGUAAAAAUGUCAAGAUUCCUGCAACGGGCGGUUACGCAAUCGCCACGAUGUGCGGCCGCUAUGGCGCCUCACUGUGCACCGCCCAACGCUGGUACGACUUUCAAGGAGACUCCAGUAACGGCCUGGCUCCGCUUGACCUCGAUUUCAAGCUGAUUAAGGAGGGAGAGUCUUCGGAACCCAUUCCGGACGGGGUGAUUCCCUACAACGGUAAAGCUCUGGGCUGUAACGAGACCACGACUUCAGGAGGUCAGGCCUGCUCCUGCCAAGACUGCGUGGAGUCGUGUCCCAGUGUGCCAAAUCCUCCGCCACCCGAUGCCCCCUUUACUAUCCAGGGUGCUGACGGCGUUCUGGUGAUUUGUAUCAUCAUAUUCUGUGUCUUGAUGCUUUUCUUCGUUAUUUACCUGGUCGUCUCCUACUGUAAAAAUGGAAAAAAGAAAGAGAAAGGAGAGGGAAAACUGAAAGAUCAGAAGAGCGACGUAACUGAGAGGAUCAUUCGUCCGGAAGAGGUGACCUGUAUUGACAGAAACAGCUUGGCUGCUCAAGAUUUCCUGAGCUUGCUGUUUCGGCGCUGGGGAACGCUGAUGGCCACUUAUCCUUUCGUGGUACUCCUGGCGUCGGCGGUCGUUGUGGCUGCUUUGGCUGCUGGCCUCAUAUCCCUCGAGCUCACCACUGAUCCAGUCGAGCUGUGGUCUGCCCCCAACAGCCGUGCUCGUGAGGAGAAAAACUUCCACGAUACGCACUUUGGCCCUUUCUACAGGACAAACCAGUUGAUUUUGACGGCACCUGGCAGAAAGGGCCACAUUUACGACUCGUUGCUGUUUGGACCUCAGAAUUUCAGCGGUAUCAUAUCUAAAGAGCUCAUUAUUGAGCUUCUUGAGCUCCAGCAAAGAAUACAGAGUAUCUCAUUCUUCUCAAAAGAUCUGAACCGUACAGCAACUCUGGCGGAUGUGUGUUACGCUCCACUAAAUCCAAUCAAUUCCACUUUAACUGACUGUGCGGUCAACAGCUUACCGCAGUACUUCCAGAAUAAUCUGGACAACAUCAAUGCUAAGGUGGAGAUGACUGAGCUGGGAGUGACCAAAGAGGUGGACUGGAGAGACCAUCUGAUCUACUGCCUUGGCUCCCCGCUGUCAUUCAAAGACAUCACCGAUUUAGGCUUGAGCUGCAUGGCUGACUACGGAGCGCCAGUCUUUCCGUUUCUGGCUGUGGGAGGCUAUAAUAAUGAGGACUACACGGAUGCAGAAGCCUUGAUCAUGACUUUCUCCCUCAACAACUACGCUCGUGACAAUCCCAAGUUCAAGGUGGCUUUGCAGUGGGAGACAGAGUAUCUGAAAGUUGUCCAGGACUACCAGAAAAACCCGAAGGCCAACUUCACCUUUGCAUACAUGGCUGAGAGGUCUCUUGAAGACGAGAUCAAUCGAACGACAGCAGAAGAUAUUCCGAUCUUCAUGAUCAGCUAUGCCGUGAUUUUCGUCUACAUCGUCGUGGCGCUGGGGGAGUACUCCUCCUGCUCACGAAUACUGGUGGACUCCAAGUUUCUGGUGGGUCUGGGUGGGAUCCUGGUGGUCGGCUGUUCUGUCCUGUCCUCCAUGGGUUUCUACUCAUGGGUCGGCAUCCCCUCCUCACUGGUGAUUCUGCAAGUCGUACCCUUCUUGGUGCUCGCAGUUGGAGCCGACAACAUCUUCAUUUUGGUUUUAGAAUACCAGAGAGAUGUGCGGAGACCUGGAGAGAAGCGGGAGGAGCAGAUCGGUCGUGUACUGGGAAGUGUGGCUCCCAGCAUGCUCCUGUGCAGUCUCUCUGAAUCUGUUUGCUUCUUUUUGGGGGCCCUGUCGACCAUGCCAGCUGUGAGGUCCUUCGCUCUGUACGCAGCUCUGGCUGUGCUCAUGGACUUCAUCCUGCAGAUGACAGCAUUUGUAGCGCUGCUGUCCUUAGACGCUCGGCGUCAGGACAACAACCGCUGUGAACUGGUCUGCUGCGUCAAAGUGUCAAAAGAGCGCCCAAGGAAGCCCAACGAGGGCCUCCUGCUGCCCCUCAUGAGGAAAUACUAUGCCCCCUUCCUGCUGCACACCUUCACCAGGAUCAUAGUGAUGGUGGUUUUCAUCUUCAUGUUCUGCGCGUCUAUAUUCCUCAUGCUGAAUGUGAAAGUGGGUCUGGAUCAGGAGCUGGCCAUGCCACAGGGCUCCUACAUGCUGGAGUAUUUCAAAUACCUGAACAAAUAUUUUGAAGUCGGAGUCCCUGUUUAUUUUGUCACAAAAAAAGGCUACAACUUCUCCACUGUGGCGGGCAUGAAUGGCAUCUGCUCCAGUGUGGGCUGUGAUCAGUUCUCAAUGACCCAGAAGAUCCAGUAUGCUGCCAACUACCCGGACCGAUCCUAUGUGGGAAUUCCUUCAAACUCCUGGGUGGACGAUUUCGUGGACUGGUUGAACCCUGCAUCCAGAUGUUGUCGUAUUUACUCCUUUGGUGAAAAUAAAGGAAAAUUCUGUCCUGCGAGUGAAAGCAGUUUUCUCUGCCUUACCAAGUGUAUGGCAACGCCGCCGGAUGGCGUUCUCAGGCCUGACGAGGCCGAGUUCAAGCGCUUCCUCCCUGAUUUCCUGGGUAACAGGCCCGACCUUCAGUGUCCCAAAGGCGGUCUUGGAGCUUAUGACACGGCGGUGGUGAGAGAUGAGAAUGGAGACAUAAUAGCGUCACGUUUCAUGGCGUACCACACUCCGCUGAUCAACUCCCAGGAGUACACCGCCGCGCUGAAAAUGUCCAGAGAGCUGGCUUACAAUAUAACCAUGAGCAUGAGAGAAGUGAACAACACCUCACCCGACUUUGAAGUCUUCCCUUACACGGUAACGAACGUGUUUUACGAGCAGUACCUGACCAUCGUGUCGGAGGGGCUCUUCAACAUCUCCAUGUGUCUGCUGCCGACCUUCGUGGUGUGCUGCCUGCUGCUGGGCUUGGACCUGCGCUCCGGCCUGCUCAACCUGCUCACCAUCAUCAUGAUCACGGUGGACACGGUUGGAGUCAUGACGCUGUGGAGCAUCGACUAUAACGCUGUGGCUCUCAUCAACCUGGUCACGGCGGUGGGGAUCUCUGUGGAGUUUGUGUCCCACAUAACGCGAUCCUUUGCUCUCAGCACGAAGCCCACACACGUGGAAAGAGCAAAGGAGGCUACAGCCAAUAUGGGAAGUGCGGUGUUUGCCGGUGUUGCCAUGACCAACCUGCCAGGCAUCCUCGUGCUGGCGUUCGCCAAAGCGCAGCUCAUCCAGAUCUUUUUCUUCCGGCUGAACCUCGUGAUCACACUCCUGGGAAUGGCCCAUGGACUCAUCUUCCUCCCCGUGCUGCUCAGUUAUUUUGGCCCUGGUGUAAAUAAGGCAGUGCUGCUGAAGCUCCAACAGGCCAGAGGGGAGGAGAACCGAGAGCACAAGAUGAAGAAAAACUUCUACGACAACAUUAGCUAUGAGGGCAGUGAGCAGAAGCAGCACCCGAACUCACACUCCAUGAACCCUUCCACCAUGAACAGACACACACGGGACGAUAAAAUUGACCAUUUCUGA